AUGUCCGCCACCCAACUUACAAAAGUUGCCAUCUUUGGCGCCUCUGGCAACUUCGGCACCCCCAUCACUGUCGCUCUCACCAAAGCGGGCUUCAACAUUACCAUCAUCACCCGAAAUGAAUCCAAGUCCACAUUUCCGGAUGGCAUCCCUGUAAUCAGAAUAGACUAUACUCUAGAUGCACUCACCCAAGCGCUGUCUGGUCAAGACGCGGUUGUAUGCGUUGUCGGUCCAGCAGGCAUCACUCUACAAGCCACGAUGAUUGACGCUGCUCUCGCCGCUGGUGUCAAACGCUUUAUCGUUGACGACUACGGCUGGGGCCCUGAGUUCAGAAGUUACCCUGAAUUUGAAGGAGUGCGCGCCCAACGAACUGUUGGUGUCGAUCGCGCAAAAGAACAUGCUGCUGCGAACCCCAACUUCACUUGGACCAGUAUCGCGACUGGCAAUCCCAUUGACUGGGCGCUAAAGCGGUUCCCUACCAUGGGGUUCGACAUCAAAAAUCACACUGCAAUCAUCUAUGAUAGGGGCGAAGAGUACUUCACUGGAACCACUCUUGAAGGCAUAGGUCAGUCGGUAGUUGGAGUCCUUCAGCACCCAGAAGAAACAGCGAAUCACCACGUCAAAGUGCUCUCCAUCAAAACAUGUCAAAACGAGCUACUGGAAGCUUUUCAGGAGGGAACAGGAAGUGAAUGGGAUAUACAGAGACGAGCAAGCCGUGAGCUUAUAGAUGGAGCGCGAAAGAAGCGUGACAAUGGCGAAGGUGGUUGGAUCCUUGACUUAGCUGUCGCUCAGUUGUAUGAGGCAGCUGAGGCAGGGAAAGCUCGCUGUGUUGUUGCGCCAUCGUGGGAGGAGUCGGAUUCUGUGUUACUUGGGGUUACUAAAGAAACACCUAAAAGCAUUAUCGCUUCCGUUCUGGGCGGUAUUUGA
Fusarium odoratissimum NRRL 54006 is the source of this 924-nucleotide messenger RNA. RefSeq lists its product as uncharacterized. NCBI's taxonomy places the organism in Eukaryota, Fungi, Ascomycota, Sordariomycetes, Hypocreales, Nectriaceae. The transcript is spliced from 2 exons. Gene Ontology annotation, molecular function: oxidoreductase activity. Bases 1 to 924 code for a protein of 307 amino acids. The record is from RefSeq and is a predicted model, not a curated record.